GAAGCGAUCGAGAUCGGCGCACUUUAGCAUCGGGUACUUUUUUAAAGGGGAAAGCAAAGAAUCUCAUCGUUGGAUAUAAAUUUAUCAGGUCUUUAUUCUGUCGAUCAUCGGAUCGAUCGAUCGUUGUCGGUGUUUGAAGAAGGAAGAGGAAGCGAACGAAGGCCUUAGAUCGGCGACGGUCAGAUCCAGGUACUGAAACCCUAGUUUUCGAUUUCUGUAUGUUUUUAGGUUGUUUUCUCGUCGGAUGGACACGGCUAGGGUUCUACCACUCCGAUCCCCAUGGGAGAAAGGCAGGAUUCUAUUGGAUUUGGGCCUGGAUUUGGAUCUCAGUGGACAGGGACAGGUUAAAGGACGAGGGAUGACGAAAUUAGGGCUUGAUCGGUCCAUUUUAGGGAUCUUUACAGGUUUUUGAAGAAAUUGAAGAUCUGAGGGUGAAAGCUGUGUUUUUUGUGGAGAUCCAUGGUUUUGACUUCAGAUUCGUUCAUUGUUCGGGAUGAAGAGUCCUGUUGCCUCUGUAUUCUUGAUCUCUAGGUCUUGGAUGGGGAUGGAUCUGAUGCUCGCAUCUCUAGGAAGAAUUAGGGCUUGCAGGUUUCUGACUCUUUGUUUGGAUGGGGUUUUGGCUUCAGAUUCGUUCAUUAUUCGAGACGAAGAGUCCUGUUGCCUCUGUGUUCUAAUGAUUCUCUAGAAAUAAUUAGGGUUUGCAGGUUGAUGACCUUUUGUUUGGAUUAUUCAUCUUCCACAUCUUCCUCCUGUUGCUGUCGGGAUAAUGGAAUUUGCUGGAUACUUUCAACUUUAGGCUUUAGGCCAUCUGUGAUACUGCUCAUCUUCUUUUAGAGGAGAUCAGCUGAUUUCAUGCCUUGGAGAGAAUUUUGCUGAACAUUGGUAUUAUAUUUACAUAGAUCAUCUUGAUCCUCGUCGAAUCUUCGUCCUGCUGCUAUCGGCAAUUUUUGCUGAAUAUUUGCACCACUGAACCUCUAUAUUCACAUAGGCCAUCAGAUCCUGGUGAUCUGGAUAUCUUGAAGUUGUAGAUCCAAUGAGUCAUGUCAAAAGGAAGGGUUAUCAAAUUUCUGGUUAGAUUUUUAGAAGAGGAGGGCACACUAGGGGACUGGUCUUUGGGCAGCACUCCUGAUGGAUAUUAUGGAUGGAAGAACCCUUGCCUACUUUUUUUUCAUGGUCAUUGUCCUCUGCCAGUGCUUCGAGGAACUUUGCUAUAUUUGUGCUGUUUGUGUUGAUUGAAGUUUUACAUUAUUAUGUUAGGCUUUUGGAUCUGACAAGGUGACUGCAUUGAGUUCCUUAUUUCAAAGUGUCAGAAAGAUGUUAAGGAGUUUGAAUCAAUGAUCCAUUUCUGUUCUUGUACCAAAAGCUCUUCCUCUCCUCUUGAGAAUCCUAAGCUGCAACAAAGCUUGAGGACUUGCAAGAUCUGCGGUGGCAAACUACCGGUUGAUGGGCGAGGUGCCCAGCAAGGAAGCAUGCUAAGCAACACAGGGUUGGAACUAUCAAGAGUUAUUGAUCCCCACUUGACCUGGAAGACGGCCUCAAAUGGCAGACAGAGGGCUGUAAGAAGAGCAAGAACUUCAUUUACAGGGGUUAUUAGAAAGAAGUCUCCUGCAAGAAAGUUGAAAGUGGGCAAGGAUCUUGGAGAGAAAGAUUCAUUUACAGGGGCCAGUGGAAAGAAAUCUCCUGUAAGAAGGUUCAAAAAGAGCAAGGAUCUUCGUGAUAAAGAUUCAAAGAGCACUGAAGACAUGCGGGUUUCGGAAUCUGAGAAGGUUGGUGUAAGCAUUCUUGGAAGGCGUUUCAGUGAUACCUUAGGCAGUGUUCCUUAUAAGAAAAGGCUGGUUCUGCUACCUAAUUCUCCAUCUCCUCCACACAAUUCGUCCUCAUAUUCUGAUGAUUCAAGUCACAUUCUGGAAAGACAGGCUGUUUCAUGUCAAGGCUCUGUUGAAAAUUCGAAACCACAUACUCUUGAUAGGAACGUGGGUUCUGUAUCAGUAUUCGGUCAAGAAAGAAAAUCUGGGUUUGAGAACACAGAUUUUGAUAUGGUAAGUGAGAAGAUUUGUAAUGGUGCAGAUUUUUCGGGUAUAUCCAUAUUGGCUGCUGCUGCUUGUGACAGUAACAUUUUCAUAAAUGUUGAUCCUUCACAUUCCAAAGUGCAUCCUUCACAAGUCCAAGAAGUUCCAAAAGAGAAUGACACACCACCUCAGACCUCUGAAGAUUUGGUUGGCAGAACUGAUUUACCUUUUGAAAUAUCUUCUUCCACAGCCUUGCCUAAUAAGGAAUCAAAUGAAGUUAAGUCUGACGGAUCAUCCAAUCUAGGGGCCUCUGUGAACUCCUUCCGACAAAAUGUGCCAAAUAAAAACAUGGAGUCUUCAUCUCCUGAUGUUAAGUUUCACUGGGACCUCAAUAUGGAUGCAUGUGAAAGUCACGAAGAAGUUUCUAAUCCUGACCAAGCGACUACUAAAUGUGCAAAUAUUGAUGCUGAUCACAAUGAAAAACUGGGUACUGCGGAAUGUUUUAUGGAUCAGGUAGGUUUUGUUGAUACCAAAAGUAUGCCAAUGGAUUCAGAAAUUGUUGAUAGCAGGGAUGUUCAGUGUGGUGGUGAUCGAAAUGUUGCUUGUGCGUCAGAUGCGAAGCAAGAAGAAAAACCUGAUGUUUCUAGUGAUAAUUCAGCCUCAGAUUCUAAGGAAAGGAAGCCUUUCCUUUCUAAUCGUGGAGGUACCUCACCUGAGGAUAAACAUUUCAGCGAUACUCAAAUUAGCGUGGCAGAUUUUUGUGAAGAAACUGACUCUUUGGUUGAUAAGAGUAAGAAAUGUUCAAUUUCUGCAGAUUUCAAUCCUGCAGUCAGAGAUGCUGCAGUUUCUUCUGGUCCUGUACCAUGUUCUUCUUUGUCUUCUGGUGCUUACUUAGAUAAAGAAAAACGCGAAGCUUAUUGUGUUAACUUGCACGCAAAGUUGGAAUCUAAAACGAGGCCAUCUUGUCUGGUUUCAUGUGAUAAUACUAUCCAUCCUUCUGAUGACUCUGGAGCAUAUCUUGGAGUGGAUGGGAUACCUGCUGAAGCUGGAGCUGAUGUUGCAAUGGCAGAGAUUAGUCACACCAGAAGCCCGCAGGCUGUGAAGCAUGAAUCGUCAUUUGUUGAUUCAGGGACUAUUAAGAUUGAAGGGAACUCAUCUAUUUAUCAGGAUUCUGAAAAAGGUAUUGAGGUGCUGACUGAUGCAAAAAUAUGUCAAGAUAUGGUGGUUGAAAAUGUCAUGUCUGGUGCGAGAGUACAGAUGGGUUCUUUAGAUGGAACUGACAGUGCUAAUGUUGAUAAGUCCCAAGAAAAGGACAUCAGUCAAUGUGAGAAAACAUCUGUGGGAAUGGUGAUUGACAAUAUUGACGCACAUGAGGAAGGUAUGGACAUUACUAAAACCAACACAAUCUUGAGUUCUGAAGACACUUGCAAAACAAACACAGACUCUCGGAGUAAUCCUGGUCAAGUUACUUCACAAAAUCGUCUUCAAUGCAACUCUCAUUCAGAUGCAUCUCUGAAUGAUGUUGAUCAGGCACCUGGGAUGGAAAAAGUUGAGUUUCUUGGUGAUGAUGACUCUCAGUAUGAGGAUGGGGAGUUUAGAGAAUCACUAGCAAAUUGUUGGCUAGAUGAUGGAGCAGAAGAAGGGGAGACUGAACAUGUGGAUUAUGGGUCCGAUAGAGAUGCAGACAUCUGUGAAGCCGCUUCAAAAUUCUCUUCUGCUAAUCUGCAUGUCAACAAUGUAGUGUUGCCAGAUGUUGUUCCUGAUAUUCCAAAUCAAGAGGUGGGGAAGGAUGUACAGAAUACUAGAUCCUUUCAGAAUCGUUCCUUAUUAGCAAAUGUUAAAGAUGCUGGUUCUGGGAAGAGGGAUGCUGGUCCUGGGAAGAGGAAUGCUGGGUAUGCCUCAGAAGGUAAUGGUUCUGGAGGCAAUGGGUUUGUUAAAGAAGCUGAUAAUGUCACCAGAGCAGGCCAUUCAACUUGUUUUAGGAAGAUGUCUGGAUGGGAUCGGUUGCCUGGAGGUUGUAGAACUUCUGGCAAUGGAAUCAUGGACUCCAGAGUUGGGUCAACUAGCCAUAAUCGAACUGAUAAUUCUUCAUAUCCAUCGCGUGCUGGUGAUUCUAUCAACAGAUCAUCUUUCAGAAGGGAUUUAUCAUCUCGAAUUGACAAGAUGCAGUCAUCUGAUGUGUCCUACAGAAAUGAGAAACCCUACAGACCAAGCAGGUCCAAUGACUGCAAUGGAUAUAGUCCACGAGUUGAAAGGGAUAGAGAUGGUCCUCGUUCGAUUGGAAGAAGUGGACCGCCUCCGCAUUUGCAAGGUAGGGGAAGGGGAGAUCAAUGGGUUGAUUCUUCUAACCAUCACAGCAGCAGUCGACAUGAUACAUCUGGUUACUAUCGUUCAGCUAGUUUCUUGCAUCACAGUUCAAGAAACGCAGCUGCAGCUGCUGUUGCCAAGGUUGAGAGCAAUGGCUUUGUUGUUGCACCCGAUGGCACAAUAGUUAAAGCUAGUGCUGCCGGCCAUUUAAGUCGGCAAUCUUCAACCCCUUCCUCCAAAACAGCCUCACAACGAGGCCAUUCAAGAGAUAUGAGCCCAGAUAGGCCUGUGUUCGCAGAUCGACGUAAGGGUGGUAGAUUUGGUCCACCAAUGGAUGGUGGAAGUCAUAGGGAGAGGUAUCAUGGACCAACACCUGCUGAUAUCAUAGAUUCACCUUCGUCGAUGCAUCAAAGGCCAUCUAGGAGAGAUCACAGUUUUUCUCCCCCUCAUAGAAGGCCUUUGCGUCUAUCUCGGUCACACUCCAGAUCACCGUCACGAUCCAGAACUCGCUCUCCCCAUCGGUGGGCAUCUCCUCGGGGCAGAAUUGACAGCGGAGUAAAUGGCGCUCCUGGCUUUCGGCAGCGUAGCAGAUCGCCAAAUUAUAAGCCUGAAGCUAGGAUGGAUAGGCCACGAGCUUAUGUUUCGAUGACCAGAAAUCAUAAUUCACCGCCACGUGCUUCGAGAUGGAUUGAUGGAAGGAAGGAAGAGCCAGAGCACUUUAGAAACUGUGAAUACAGACGAGGUCCAGGAAGAAGUCCACCUCCGAGAGUUUUCUCACGAGGCCAUAGAUUUGAUUUGAUGAAUUCCCUUGGAAGACUGAAGUCAGAUGAGUAUCGUCACCCAACAAACACCGGAAGGUUCCCUGAAUUUGGGUGUUUUGGCAGAGGAUCCGGAUAUGAUAGAAAGGGUGAUGAUAGAAGGGAGAAUGGUGACAGAUAUGAAAUGCUUCGUUCUGGAAAGCAGUAUGUUAAUGAUGGCAGUAUGAAGCGGUUGCAUUAUGAUGAUGAAAGCAGCUUCAUGGCUCAGAAUCCACGACCUAGGUCCUCGGAAUUUCAGCGAAGGCAGAGCCCAAGGGCUUUUGUCAGGGGUAGUGAGAGACAAAUUGGGGAUUCACCUCGGAGACCUCAAGAAGAAGAAAAAAGCCAUCUUGAAAAUGGCAGUAAUGGAAAUCACAACGCCAACUUCAAGUCAUUUGGCCUUCAGGAUAGUGAUGAUAAUGUGGGUGCACAGAGAAGACCUUUAUGACUACAAUUUACAGAUUAUCCAUCCGUAUGCUAAUUUGGGAUGCUGAACCUAAUGAUUUUUUUGUCCUCAUAGGGAAGGCAUCAUAAUUAUUCAACUUCUACUGCUAGUGCUUGUAAAAAUUUUACAUUAUUAUUAGGGCUGCAAAUUUUUGUUGGGGUUUAAAGUUUUUCUUUUCCCUUUUUUUUCAUAUUUUAUUUUAUUUUACUUUCAUUGCGGGAUAACUCAAAAUAGGAUGCGAUCUUUGUACGUGGCCAUCAAGUAAUGAUCAUUUAAUGAAUCUUGAUUUUUUUUGGCUUUAA
Asparagus officinalis (garden asparagus) is the source of this 5860-nucleotide messenger RNA. RefSeq lists its product as uncharacterized. NCBI's taxonomy places the organism in Eukaryota, Viridiplantae, Streptophyta, Magnoliopsida, Asparagales, Asparagaceae. The transcript is spliced from 6 exons. The record is from RefSeq and is a predicted model, not a curated record. The coding region runs from base 1335 to 5561 and encodes 1408 amino acids.